CGCAACUGCACCAUGCCUCGCUGCCACCCUCGCGUCAUCGCCGCCAGCUUCGUCGGAUCCUUGCCGUCGCCGCUGGAAUCACGAACAGGGGAAGGAGAAGACGCGGGCCAGUGCCGCGAGGAGGAGCGCGAUCCGCUACGCAACACUGCGCCGCCGUGUGUUGUUGCCGUCGCCGAGCUCCCAUGGUUGCCGUCGGCAAGAUUCAAAGAGAGAGAAGCUCGAGGAGAGAGAAAGAUCGACGGAGGGGGUUUUUGUUCGAGCGGCCGUGCCUCCACCGCCUUUCACCGCCGCAGAUCCGCCACCGUCCACCGCGCCGCACCACGCCACGUCGCCGCCCGAAACCGCCACUGAAGUCCCUUUUCCCUUGGGUCGAGUUGUGGUUCUCGCAUGCUGAGUUUAGUAGUGGUGCAUGCGACAUCGAGCUGCCGCGUCGCCAACGGAGUCACCGACGUUCAGUUUUCUCGGCUAUUCGUAAGUUUGGUUCGAGUUUCGGUCCUUACGUGCCGUAAUUAGAGUUGCUGUAGUUGUGGCUGCUUUUUAUUUCAGGCUGAGAUAAAAGAGUUCAGUUGACGCGUUUGGUUUUCGGGUUUCGGCUUGUCGAGGUAGGGAUUUUUUUUAAAUCUAUUUUACAUUACAGAGUUGUGAUAAAUAGAUAUUGACGCAAAAAGAUAUACUUCUGUGAUUAUAUUUGUCUUGUGGAUGUGAUGGUUUGUUGGAUUGGAUUAUUGAGUGCUUGAUUGCGUGAAUGAUGUAUGGUUGUUGGUAAAAAUCGGUUUGAAAUGUUAUUUACUUGAUUAUUAUGAAAGGUGAAUUUUCUUGGUUUUAGAGUUUACUUGGUAAUAUAAAUGAAUCGAUUUUUGGAAAUAAUUUGAGAUAUGAAAAUGAGUUGAUUUUGGGAGCGGUUUGAUUUUGAGUUAGUCUGAUUUUAUAAAUAAUUUAAUAUUUGAGUUGAUUUGAUUUUAAAAAGAGUUUUAUUGUUGGAAUUGGUUUGAUUUGAAAAUAAAUUGAUAUUGGAACUGGUUCAACUCUGGAAAAUUGUUUGAGAUUUGAAAAUGGUUGAGAAAAAGUUUGAGAAAUGUUUGGAUGGGACCCGAAAAGGGUGGCAGAGUCCGAAUUUUAGAGGAGAUGUUGCCAAAAUUUUAUAAAAUUAGGAGUUUCGUUUGAAGUA
Arachis ipaensis is the source of this 1168-nucleotide messenger RNA. The record is from RefSeq and is a predicted model, not a curated record. Lineage: Eukaryota; Viridiplantae; Streptophyta; Magnoliopsida; Fabales; Fabaceae.